This is a messenger RNA of Salarias fasciatus (jewelled blenny), 948 nucleotides long. Its product is annotated as dehydrogenase/reductase SDR family member 11-like. The record is from RefSeq and is a predicted model, not a curated record. The transcript is spliced from 7 exons. NCBI's taxonomy places the organism in Eukaryota, Metazoa, Chordata, Actinopteri, Blenniiformes, Blenniidae. The coding region runs from base 51 to 818 and encodes 255 amino acids.
UGCUCGGCAGUGUCUCUCUCGGAGGCUUUCUGUUCGGUACCGGGUUUGUGAUGGAGCGCUGGAGGGGCAGAGUGGCUCUGGUGACCGGAGCCUCGGUCGGGAUCGGGGCGGCUGUCUCCAGAGAGCUGGUCCGCCUGGGGAUGAAGGUGAUGGGCUGCGCCAGGGACGUGGAGAAAAUCGAGAAACUGGCAGCAGAGUAUCGGAGUGCCGGCUUAAGCGGCGUUUUGGUGCCUUUUAAGUGCGACUUGACCAAAGAAGAAGAGAUUCUGUCCAUGUUCGCUGCCAUCAAAGCUCAGCACCAAGGUGUGGACGUGUGCAUCAACAACGCUGGCCUGGCCCAUGCGGACCACCUGCUGUCUGGUAAAACCAGCAACUGGAAGAACAUGCUGGAUGUCAACGUUCUUGGACUGAGUAUCUGCACACGUGAAGCGUAUCAGUCGAUGAAGGAGAGAAACAUUGAUGAUGGACACAUAAUUCAAAUCAACAGCAUCUGUGGACAUAUUGUCAUCCCUUCCGGUGACAUACAUUUCUACACCGCCACCAAGUUCGCCGUGACCGCUCUGACCGAAGGUCUGAGGCAGGAGCUGCAUCAAACCAACUCGCAGAUCCGAGCCACCUGCAUUUCUCCAGGUCGAGUGGACACAGAAUUCGCUUCCCGGUUCUAUGCAGACACCCCUGAAAAAGCUGCUGCCAUGUCCACUGAGUUCAAGGGUCUGGAAGCUGUCGAUAUUGUUAACGCGGUGGUGUACGUCCUGGGAGCUCCUCCCCAUGUGCAGAUCGGAGAUAUUGUGAUGCGACCUGUGAGGCAGCCAUUCUGAACCUGCACCAUGUGACGCCUCUUUUAACCUGUUGAGAGACAAACCUUUGAUAUGUCUUCUCAUAUUAAAAAAAUAACUAUAUCUCAUCAAGAAAUGCAAGUUUUACUUUUAUAAAACAAUAAAACCAGUA